CUCAACUCUCCUUCCUCUCACACGCAGCCCUCUCUAGUCACUCUCCAGGGGAGUUCUCGGUCAAUAUGCAAGUGAGUGAAACUAGGUGGGCCUUUUGCUAGAGCAGCAGGCCCCCACAAGGCGUGGUGCCUUAUUCUCAAAGGUACUUGAAGACCGAGAGGAACAGGUUGAUGGGAGGACAAACAAACCUUCUUUCAUCACCCAACCUGCCCUCAGGACUCAUGUGGAUUUAGUGAGGCUUGGUGUUCAACUCCUAAAGGCCAAAAUACUUGGUUUCUUUAGACCUUCUUGUUGUUGUCAAUCAGAGUGAUCAGUUUGUGUCACUCUGUUUUGAAGCACACAUAUUUCUCAGAAGUUUGUUUGUGUUAAGCUUUCCUCCUGGAUUACUUGUGGAGAUUCGUGAUGGGGAAUGUGGCCACAGGGGCCCUGGAGCAGGAACAGACUGAGGGCCGAGAGGCCAGAACCUCAGUCGGAGGAGCUUCAGGAAUGGGAGAACCCACUCCAACUUUGCAGAAGAAGCAGCCGGCUCCCCCCAAGUUGCCCAUGCCCCCAGAGGAGGAGCUGGAGGAGCGCUUCAAUGUGGUGCUGAGCUACAUGAACUUGCCUCCAGACAAACAAAAGCUGUUGAGUCAGUAUGACAAUGACAAGAAGUGGGAAUUAGUCUGUGAUCAGGAACGAUUCCAAGUGAAAAGCCCCCCGUCCAAUUACCUGAAUAAGAUCAAGAGCUUCUACCAGGAUCAAGGAGGGGUGUCUCGCAGGCUAAAGAAAAAGAUUCAGGAAGCCACACAGGUCCUGAAAGAUCUGGAGAUAUCACUUCGCACCAAUCACAUUGGAUGGGCUCAAGAGUUUCUCAACGAGCAGAAUAAAGGUUUGGAUGUCCUGGUGGAAUACCUGUCCCAUGCACAAAGUGAUGCCUCGUAUGACGCGGAUAGUGCUGAAAAUGGUGGCAGCCUGUCAGAAAGAAGAAAGCCAGCAGAGAGGUCGAUGGAAGACUUGACCAAGAGCCCCAGCAGCUCUCACUCACAUGGCAUGACCAGAGCUGCUCGGGCUCUGACUGUGAGAAUAAGCUCCACUAUUGGGAACAAGAUUUAUAAGAAAUCCCAUUCAUCCUACCAGAGAGAUGAUGUGCAUGUGUGCAUAAUGUGCCUGCGAGCCAUCAUGAACUACCAGUCUGGUUUUAACCUGGUGAUGACUCACCCAUGCUGCGUGAACGAGAUCACCCUCAGCCUCAACAGCAGGAAUCCCAGGACCAAAGCGCUUGUGUUGGAGUUGCUGGCUGCAGUGUGUCUGGUCAGAGGAGGACAUGACAUCAUUCUGUCUGCUUUUGACAACUUCACAGAGGUGAGCAGAGAAAGGAACCGCUUUGAGAAGUUGAUGGAGUACUUCAUCAAUGAUGACAGCAACAUUGACUUCAUGGUUGCUUGCAUGCAGUUCAUAAACAUUGUGGUCCAUUCAGUGGAGAACAUGAACUUCCGUGUUCAUCUGCAGUUCGAGUUUACUUACCUCGGAUUGGACAAGUAUCUCGGGCGUCUGAAGCAGACAGAGAGCGAGAAGCUGCAGGUUCAGAUCCAGGCCUACCUGGACAAUGUGCUGGAUGUUGGAGCCCUGCUGGAGGACGCUGAGAACAGGGGGGGGGUCCUCGAGCAUGUGGACGAUCUGCAGGAACACAACGUACAGCUGGGAGCCCGGCUUGAGGAGAUUGAGAACCAGAGCACAGAGAAGAUAUCUGAACUUGAGACUCAGCUUAUGCAGGCCACCAAGGAGACGGAGCUGCUCAAAGAGAGCCUGCAGCAGUCCUGCUCCCAGGUCAGUGCGCUGCAGCAGAGGGAGAGGGAGCGGGAGCUGGAGCGGGAGAGGGAGAAGGACCGGGAGCGCCUGAGCACAUCCGCCCCCCCCACCUCCUCAGAGCUGGAGCAGAAGGUCCAGGAGCUGCAGGACCGGGGGCUGCUCCGCCUGGGACGCAGCGCCUCCGGGGGGCUGGACAUCCAGGUGGUGCCUGUCACCGUGGUGGAGUACAUCCAGACCCCCGCACCCCCAGCCGCCCAGCCUGGUGUCUCUGUCACUGAUUCUGCUUCCCCACCCCCUCCUCCUCCUGGUGGUCCAGACGGGCUGGCCUCUCCGACUCCUCCUCCUCCACCUCCUCCACUCCCUCCAGGAGCAGGACCACCACCCCCUCCUCCCCCACCUGGCGCCGGACCCCCACCUCCACCUCCCCUACCUGGUGUUGGACCCCCACUGCCGCCUCCUCCGCCCGGUGGUGGACCUCCACCCCCCCCUCCCCCACCUGGUGCUGGACCCCCACCUCCCCCGCCUGGUGGUGGACCUCCGCCUCCACCUGGAGCACCAAACGCUCUAUCUGGCGUCAAGAGCAAGAAGCCCAUUCAGACCAAGUUCAGGAUGCCGUUGUUAAACUGGCAGGCCUUAAAACCAAACCAGGUGACCGGCACUGUCUUCAACGAGCUGGAUGACGAGCAGGUCUUAGAGGAGUUGAACAUGGAUAUCUUUGAGGAACAUUUCAAGACAAGGGCACAGGGUAAUCCAGCAGACAUUGCUACUAUCAAGAAGAAGGUGGUCCAGAAGGCCCCCAGCAAGACCUCCCUGAUUGACGGCAACAAGGCCAAGAAUCUGGCCAUCACGUUACGCAAGGGGGGAAUCAACGCGACCGGCAUCUGCACCGCCAUAGAGAUGUAUGACCAGGAGUCUUUGUCUAUAGACCUGGAAUUACUCGAGCCCUUCAUACCAUCAGAUUUCGAGAUGAAGCUGCUGCUUAACUAUGAGAAAGAUGGCCGCCCGCUGGAGGAGCUGGCUGACGAGGAUCAGUUUAUUCUACGCUUUGGGAAGAUUCCUCGUCUGAAGCAGCGCAUUAGCACUCUCACUUUCAUGGGCAACUUCCCUGAUACUGUCAAACGCCUGCAGCCGCAACUGAACUCCCUCAUCGCUGCAUCGAUGUCCAUCAAGUCUUCAACCAAACUGAAAAAGUUAUUAGAAAUUGUUCUUGCCUUCGGUAACUACAUGAACAGCAGUAAGAGGGGGGCGGCGUACGGCUUCCGGUUGCAGAGUCUCGACCUUCUGUUGGAGACCAAGUCUACGGACCGCUCGCAGACCCUCCUCCACUUCAUCGCCAGCAUCAUCCAGGAGAAAUACCCAGACCUGUCCAACUUCCACACUGAUCUACACUUUGUAGACAAGGCAGCUCUCGUAUCAUUGGACGGCAUUCUUCAGGACAUCCGCUCAUUAGAACGGGGAAUGGAAAUGGCCAAAAAGGAAUUCCUGGUGCAGGAUGACAGCAGCGUUUUGAAGGAGUUCAUCAAGACCAACAGUGAUCAGCUGGAGACUUUAAUCAAAGACAGCAAGAAAGCUCAGGAGGCAUACGGAUCUGUGGUGGAGUAUUUCGGAGAGAAUCCUAAAACCACGCAGCCUUCCAUGUUUUUCCCGGCGUUUGGACGCUUGAUAAAGGCCUAUAAGAUAGCACAGCUGGAGAUAGAGCGGAAAAAGAAAAAGGAGAGUGAGAGCAGCGAGGAAAAAGUGUCAUCUCCAAACAAGGCCGGGUCACAAAAGGGACCUCAGACGCCUAAAGUGCCCCAGAUGGACCUGAUAGCGGAGCUGAAGAAGCGGCAGAAACCUCAGGUACGCGAGGGGAAGGACGGCGCCCUGGAGGACAUCAUCACAGAUUUGAGGAACACACCAUACAGGCGGACAGAUGGUCGACGGCCAGCCCAGCGCCAGGACCCUUAAUCCACUUCUGGUGCAUGAAUUUUUACAAAUGUAACUCGAGAAGAACAUGCUUCAAAAUGUUCUGUAUAUACAGUAUUUUAAAAUGCAUAACGAGCCAUGUGGCAGCGUGUUUUUUAGCCAAGAUUUUAGAGUGAAACUGCUCUGUAAAUAGAAUUUGAAUAUUUAACUAUUUCAUAUUUUAAAAGCAACAUUUAAUUUGAUUAUAAAUCUCACUUUUACUAUUUCUGUGGUACCAAUUGGCUUUUGAAUGUUCAGUGUUGUUACCUAUUGAGUAAUAAUAAUAAAAUCAUGAUGUUUUUUGAAA
Molecule: messenger RNA, 4039 nt
Organism: Gymnodraco acuticeps
Lineage: Eukaryota; Metazoa; Chordata; Actinopteri; Perciformes; Bathydraconidae
Gene: fmnl1a
Product: formin-like 1a
Exons: 25
Coding region: 403-3735 (1110 amino acids)
Biological process (GO): cell migration; regulation of cell shape; cortical actin cytoskeleton organization
Cellular component (GO): cytosol
Molecular function (GO): small GTPase binding; actin filament binding
Source: RefSeq, a predicted model, not a curated record